This is a messenger RNA of Harmonia axyridis, 3019 nucleotides long. RefSeq names its product spondin-1-like. Bases 390 to 2744 code for a protein of 784 amino acids. The record is from RefSeq and is a predicted model, not a curated record. Gene Ontology annotation, cellular component: extracellular matrix. The transcript is spliced from 10 exons. Gene Ontology annotation, biological process: cell adhesion. NCBI's taxonomy places the organism in Eukaryota, Metazoa, Arthropoda, Insecta, Coleoptera, Coccinellidae.
CCAGUAAAUAUUUCUGAAACUUUUUUUAUAUCACAGCCCAUUGUGGUGAAUCAGUACCGUACUAAUUAUUCAAUUCGUUAAUUGAAAGAGACGUUCGAUGUGAUAAUUAACUACGAAUUUAGUUCAAGAUUCGCUAUAAUGAAGGCCAAAGUUCGAAUCUCAUUCUUUGAUAAGUGUUUCUGAUAUCAAUACUGUGCUGGUGAAAUUGUUGAAAAUUGGUGCGUCUUCAUUUCAUCUUAUAAUUUUAUCUAUAAAGGUAAUUGGUUGAAUAUUGUGCUUCCAAGAUUUCGAACUAAGUUGUGGAUAAAAUUAUUAAGAUUCUCAUCAAGAAUUUUCAACAAAUUUGAAUUGCUGCAAUAUUUGCAAGAGAGAUUAAAUCCAUAAGGAGAAUGAAGAAGGUAUUCAUACUUCUGACUAUAUUGCUUAUUUUGAGAGAAAUUGAAGGUCUCAGCAGAUGCAAUAGGACCCCUGACGGAAUCCUAAGGCCCAAAAAUCCAGAUGGCAUGAAAUAUAUCAUCGAUAUUUCAGAUGACCCUACAAGUUACGUGGCAGAGCAGACAUAUACAGUAAACUUGAAGAGCAACCCAGUACUAGAGGGCAAGCACAUGUUCAAAGAAUUCAUACUUUCCGUCGAACAAGAAAAUGUAGAAAACCAAUUGGAGGUAGGACACUCCAGUGUUGGUUAUUUUAGGUUGGCUGAUCACCAGCUGUCCAAGUUCAGUAUCGCUUGCGAAAACACAAUAACCCAGACGAAUUCCGUCUCCAAGGACUCUAUCCAAGUUUACUGGAUUGCACCUCCUACAGGUAGCGGUUGCGUGGCCUUCAGAGCUACAGUUGUGGAGAGCAAGGAGAGCUGGUUCAGUGAGGAUGGGCUGUUGACCAAGAUCAUGUGCGAAGAGGUUUCAGAGAAUGAGGAUGUGCAACCAGAGGUCCUAGAUGAUUGCUGUGCUUGCGACGAAGCAAAAUACGAGCUCGUAUUCGAAGGUUUGUGGACAAGAAACACUCACCCCAAAGAUUACCCAUCCAACAUUUGGUACACCAAAUUAGGAGAUAUCGUUGGAGCUUCACAUGGCAACGAUCAAUCCUUCUGGAAUUAUGAGGAGGUUGCCAGCCAAAGCAUAAAAACUUUAGGAGAGAGAGGCGAUACUAGGAGUUUGGAGAAGGAACUAAAGGAAAAAAUGGGAAAAACCGUCAGGACAGUAAUCAAGGCUAAUGGUUUGAGAUACCCGAAUAUUACUGGAAAAACAUUCGCAUUCUUCAGAGUCGACUCCAAAAACCACCUGGUCUCCAUCGUAACGAAAAUAACACCGUCACCAGAUUGGAUCUUGGGAGUUUCGAAUUUCGAAUUGUGCCACCAUGAUUGCACUUGGGCGGAGCAACGGAUACUGAAUUUGUAUCCUUGGGACAUCGGCACUGACGAUGCUCCUUCAUAUAACAGUCCCAACCAGUCAGUCAUCGAACCGAAAACCAUCCAAAAAAUCAGAACCAAUGAUUCAAAUUCGCCAUUUUACGAUCCAAAUGGCAAGGAGAUGAAACCUUUCGCUAAAUUGUCUUUAACCAGACUGAAAACUUACAAGAAGGAAUGCACAAGCGACCAAGCAACCACUGUGGACCCAUCUGAAACAACCACGGAAGAAGGAUGUAGCACUACAGAGUGGUCUGACUGGUCGCCUUGUUCAGUGACCUGUGGCAAAGGCAUGAAGUACCAAGAGAGGCAAUUCGUGAACCCCGAAGACGAGGAAGAGUGCAAAGAUAUUAAGGAUCUGAGGAAGGUAGAGCAUUGCAACUUGGGUAAAUGUUUCUUGCCAACGAAUGAUACCAGAUGUGAACUUACGGAGUGGGGCGAAUGGUCUUCUUGCAGCGCCACCUGUGGGAACGGAACGAGGACUCACGAUAAGAAGUUUAAGAAUCCAGAGUUUGCUGAACUGUGCGAGCUCAACGAUCCUUCCCACUUGCAGGAAAACGAGGAGUGCAACACAAAGACCGAUACGUGCGAGGAGGAUCCCCCAGAGAAUCCACGAUGCUUAGAAUUGAAUUGGGGUUAUUGGAGUAUUUGCAAUGUUACAUGCGGUGAGGGAGUCAAGACCAGAUUGCGAUCACUCGAAAAUGACGAAAAGGAAGAAAUUGAGCAAUUGGGAUGUAAAAAUAUGGAGAUAGUAACUUGCUACGAACCUCAGUGUGCAGAAGAAGGUGAUGAGGCACAACACAACGUUGGAGGCAUGGACAUUUUCAAUCAAGUCACAACAGAGAUAUAUUCACAACCUUUUGGCCCUGUAGCAAACUGCAAAGUUUCUGAAUAUUCUAUUUGGGGGCCUUGUGAACCACAAAAUGGUGAGUGCGGAAGAGGAUGGACAUACCAACAUCGUCAGAUAUUGCAACACCAAAUGAAUGGAGGUAAACCCUGCCCACGAAAAUUGAUGCGUAAAAAACGUUGUUUCAUAUCAUGCAAUCCAGAAAAAACUGAAGAACCUUCUACAACAAAGCCAACGACAGAAGAAACCGUUGUUACUUCUACAGAACCCGCAAAACUAGCCGAAGAUGAACCUGUUGACUGCGUUAUGUCAAAUUGGUCCCAAUGGUCUCCUUGUAGUGUUAAUUGUGGUGAUUCGGCCAUUCAACAAAGAACGAGAAGUAUCAGAGUGUACCCAAGAAAUAAUGGGAAACCAUGUGGUCCAAGACUUGAUGAAAAAAAGUGUCCACUUCCACUAGCUUGCUCUGACAAAGGUGUACUUUCUAUGCAUUAAUUUGGGAAAUAAAUAUGAAUUAUGACUAGUGUCGAUGACUUUGUGUUGUAUAUUCAUAUGUGGAUCGAUUGAUAAUAAUCACAGUUUUACUAGACAACAUUUAUUCACAAAUUAUUUUAUUGCAGGUUAUUAAAACGAUGGCUGCUCAGCCUCUCUUCUUAUUAGUUUUUGAGAACUACAUCAAAAACAGGUCCCUAAAUUAAUUACAACAGUUAGAUAUUUAUUAUAGAUAAAUUAUAUUGUAAUUUAAAAAUAAAUAUAAAAUUAACAGACUA